AUGUCCCCUGAUGAGAUGAUGUUGGGGCAACCAUUGGGUGACCAUCCACAGCUCCAAGAUGCUUUACGAAAUCACAAACAGUCACAACUGAAACAGAAUGUCAAGAUCCAAGGGAGACUGGAGACUUCUCAUUGCUGGUGCGAGAUGCUAGAAAUCCGAUACACUGAACUUUUUAUCACAGAUGAAGAUCCAGCGGGGUUACCUGGCCAGCAUGAGUAUCUAGUCUUGGCCAAUCGGCGAGCCCGGAUCUAUGAGCACAACAAGUACCAGAAAAUCAGUCUCAUUGACAUCUUCGCACCUCUAGAUCCAAAUUCUAAGGGGCCAAAAAAAGUGUUGAUGACGGGAAUAGCCGGAAUCGGGAAGACGUAUGCCAUGCAAAGAAUGAUGCAUGAGUGGGCCAUGGGGAAGGCCUUCAACCAUAUCUCAUGUGCUAUGAAUUUUGCUUUCCGAGAGAUAAACCUAUUGGAGGAGCCCAUUAGCCUUGUUGAUCUCAUUAAAAAGAAGCAUGCCCAUUUGGAGAACAUAGCAGAGACCCUAUGCAGCAGUCCAGAGAGAUUGAUGGUGCUACUCGAUGGUUUGGAUGAAUUCAAGUACGAGAUAAAUCACGGAACCAAAGUUCUCAGCUACAAGGAUCCAGCACCAUUGAAGGAUCUGGUUUCCAGUCUUUUGAAUGGGUCUUUGUUACAAGGGGCAUUUAUUGUGGUGACCAGUAGACCCCGAUCAUCCCUUCCUCUUGAUACCUUUGACCGCAAAGUGGUCAUCCUCGGCUUUGAGGAAACACAAGUUGAAGAAUUCUCGUUCCGGUUCUUCAGAGAGAAGACUAUAUCUAAUGAAGUGUUCCGGUAUAUAAUGAAGAAUGAUACUCUAUCGGGCCUAUCCUUCAUCCCGCUGUACUGUUUUAUUAUCUGUACGGCUUUAGGCCCCUUUUUCCAAGCCAACCCAGAACAGUCAUGCCUUGAGAACCCACCAGAGACAAUGACUGAGGUCUACAGGUGUUAUCUGUGUACCAUAAUGCAUCUUAGGGACAAUUCCCCAAAGGUUGAUAAGGAACCUAUUGUCCUCUGCAGUCCACCUGUUCUCUCCAGCAUGAAGGGCGUUCUCUACCAACUUGGGAACCUAGCCUACAUUUCUCUACUGGAAAGCAAAAUCAUAUUCACUCCUGAUGACCUGCGAAGAUUCGGCUUUGACCCUACCCAACUACCAGACAGCUUCCUUCACCGAAUCUUCGUCAACGUUGAGGGUCAAAGUAGCACAGAGAUGUUUGCCUUCUUCCAUAUGACCAUUCAGGAAUAUUUUGCUGCUCUUUACUGUGUUGUUUCUCUCGGUUCUUCUGUAGAGGAGCUUCUGCAAUGUCUCGACCUUUGGUGUUUUGGAAUUUAUCCUAAAGACCCAGUCCAGAGCCAGCUCCUUGCCACCACUAUGGACCUCAUGACUGCAAAGCAAUGGGAGAAUCUACAAAUGUUCUCUCGCUUUGUCAUGGGCCUUAUCUCAUUUAGGAUACAAGGAAAACUACGUGGCUUAGUGGAUUCUUACCCCCCUGACAUUCUGACUCCUAUAGCCAAUUGGUUUAAAGGAAAAAUUACAUUCGAAGUGAACCAGAGGCUCCUCAACCUUCUCCACUGUUUGAGGGAACUGAAGCAGACAGCGGUGGUGGAGGCGGUGGCCCCUACAAUUGAUGAGGUCGAUUUGUUUAAGGUCAUUCUGAACCCUGCAGACUGUGCCACCCUAAGCUACAUUCUACAACACUCUACUUGUAAACUAAAGACUCUAAAUCUUGGCUACACAAAUAUCAGUAUACAAGGACUACGGCAACUGCAACCCCUUCUCUAUCGAUGCCAAACCUUAUACUUGCGGUAUAACUCUUUAGGUAAAGAAGCGGCAGCAAUAGAGGCAGAAGUGCUGAAAUCUCCAACGUGUCAAGUGAGGAGUCUCCUUAUGUGUGGUAACAACAUCGGCCCAGAAGGAAUCCAGUGUCUUUUGGAAGCUUUACACUAUAACCAAACCCUGGAAGAACUGUACGUGGACAUCAAUGAAAUCACAGACAAAGAUUUAGACAAUUUAAUCCCUUAUCUUGAAAACAACAAAACUCUGCGGCUGUUGACGAUUGUGGGUAACAAGCUGAGUAACAUAGGGAAGGAAGCUUUGCUGGAGCUCCAGAGACGUUUGCCCGGGCUGAAGAUCCUCAGCAGCUUUCUAGGUGACAUGGGGCUGCUGCAGGCCUACCUGGACUGGGUGCAGGAGCUAAAGGAAAACCCGCAGCAAAUGGAGUCAGUGAAAAACGUGGACGCCUUGGAAAAUGUAUUGUCACAGCUCAAGAUGGAGGAUCCUAGAGAGAAGCCCCGAGACGUGAGGGAAAGGGCAGAACAACUGGAAAGGGAGAUAUACCUGCUCCUCCAGUCAUCUUCAGGAACUACAAGAUAGCAACAAGACGUUCUAGAACGGGGGCCUUCAA
Hyla sarda is the source of this 2452-nucleotide messenger RNA. Its product is annotated as protein NLRC3-like. The record is from RefSeq and is a predicted model, not a curated record. The transcript has 6 exons. Lineage: Eukaryota; Metazoa; Chordata; Amphibia; Anura; Hylidae. The coding region runs from base 1 to 2421 and encodes 806 amino acids.